Penicillium psychrosexuale is the source of this 849-nucleotide messenger RNA. RefSeq lists its product as uncharacterized. The transcript has 3 exons. Lineage: Eukaryota; Fungi; Ascomycota; Eurotiomycetes; Eurotiales; Aspergillaceae. The record is from RefSeq and is a predicted model, not a curated record. The coding region runs from base 1 to 849 and encodes 282 amino acids.
AUGGAGUCGAAUGCCAACCAAUGCCGAUGCCCGGAGAGAUACCCACAGCCGUGGAAAGCCCCCCUCAUUAGCCUAAUUGGCCUCGCUUUUGUGGUUUUGGUUGUGAUAUUGGUGGUGCGGUAUGUGAUGUCUCAUUCGUUCUCUCUUGCUAUGUCUGUCGUGCUAACAGUUAUUUCUGAAGGUUCCAUGGCCAGAGGGCCUCCUGAACUACCAACGGAAUUAUUUCGAACAGAAGGACGAGGAGCUUGGGCUAAAGUCGUUGAUGAGUGCCUGACUCUAGCCCGAGAGGCCCCAUCUCUUCAGCCAGGCACGGCCCAGUCCCCCGCGACAAGCGAGAUGGACGCGGACGAGCAGGAAGCGGAAGAGAAGAAGCCUACCCCUCCCCGUCUUAUCGUCCCGUACGACAACUGCGCCGGCGACGAUCUCCCCCUGGUGCAAAAGGCAGACUGUGAGUCAGUGGAGUUUGCCGUGCCACCGCAGGGAUGCCGCCUGGCUCCUCAGCCCGGAGAUUUCGGAACCAUUCCCGACAUCUUCCACGCCCUCAAAGACAAGGGCGUGAUUAGGUGUUGGGAGAAGGAUGUGGUGCCGUGGUCGGGGUGGUUCUGUUAUGCUGCCUACGUCUUCCACUACCUCGUCCACGGCACUAGCAAGAGGAGGAUAUUUCAGAAAAGAUUAUGUUCUGUUUUGUUUUCUUAUUCCAACCGCCUACCCCGGAACCGGCCGAAUGGUGGAUCCGCUCAUCCUUUUCCUCCCGCAGGCCGUCACCCCCUGCUCAUCAUCCGGGGCGAGAAUACCAUGGCUGCCAUCGAUAGCGUUCAACCCGCACUGGUAGAGCGCCUCUACGAGUAA